Messenger RNA from Fimicolochytrium jonesii, 1308 nucleotides. RefSeq lists its product as uncharacterized. NCBI's taxonomy places the organism in Eukaryota, Fungi, Chytridiomycota, Chytridiomycetes, Spizellomycetales, Powellomycetaceae. The record is from RefSeq and is a predicted model, not a curated record. Gene Ontology annotation, cellular component: membrane. Gene Ontology annotation, molecular function: magnesium ion transmembrane transporter activity. Gene Ontology annotation, biological process: magnesium ion transmembrane transport; intracellular magnesium ion homeostasis. The transcript is spliced from 6 exons. Bases 1 to 1308 code for a protein of 435 amino acids.
AUGUCGCUUGGUUGGCUGAACAGAGACAGUGACCUCAAACUGGGAGGCGACGAAGCCAAUGACUAUCGACCAAGCCAAAACACAGUGAGCCGGCCCGAUGCUGAGCGUCGAGGGGACAGCGGGAGCGACCAUGAAAGUCAAGGCGGCGACGUGUGCGUGCCGCAAGAGGGAGACUACUCGCUGGAUUUCGAUGCAGUGGCAGAGGUCAUUGGGUCGGCGGCGACCAAACCCGUCGCGCCGCGGGAUACGUGGAAGAAGUACCAGGACCCACCGCAGGACCCGCGGUAUCUGUUCUACUCGGAGAAGACGGGUGUGGUACGAGGGGACAAGCUUGAAUCGCUGCUGUUGCCGACGGGUGGUGGAACCAUCAGGGAGACGCUCACCCAGGGACCGUUCUGGAUCGAUGUGACGGACCCCUCCCACUCUGAGAUGGUCACCUUCAGCCGGCUCUUCGGAAUCCACCCACUGACCAUCGAAGACAUCCAAACCGAGGAAACGCGCGAGAAAUGCGAGAUCUUCCUCCACUACUACUUCAUCUGCAUGCGCACGUUUGACAGCGACGAGGACAGCGCGAACUACAUGCAGCCCAUCAACGUGUUUAUCGUCGUCAUGAAGGAGUGCGUGCUGUCGUUCCACUGCCAAGCGGUGCCCCACCCAAACAACGUCAUGAAGCGUAUAGAUCAACUGCGGUUGUACGGCCUGCACGUUACACCAGACUGGAUCAACUACGCCCUAAUCGACGACAUAACCGACGGCUUCAUGCCCCUCCUCAAAUUUAUCGAGCUCGAAGUCGACUCGAUCGACGACCUCGUCCUCAUCCUCAAAGAAUCCGAACAAAGCGACAUGCUCCGCCGGAUCGGCCACGCACGGAAGAAGGUCAUGCAGCUGCUGCGGCUGCUGAGCACUAAAGCCGAUGUGCUGAAGACGGUGAUCAAACGAUGUGGGCAACGGUUGUCGGAUGAUUCGGAGACGAGUCUUUAUCUGGGGGAUAUCCAAGACCACGCAAUCGCAAUGGUCCAAAACCUCUCACACUACGAAAAAACCCUCGGCCGCGCACACUCCAACUACCUCGCCCAAAUCUCCAUCGAGAUCACCGUCGCGUCCAACAAGACCAACGACGUCGUUAUGAAGAUGACGGCCAUGGCGUCUAUCCUGUUGCCGUUGAAUGUUGUGACUGGUCUCUUCGGAAUGAACGUAACAGUCCCCGGCCAAGCGGGCUCUAUAGCAUGGUUCUACGGCAUCGUCCUCGUCAUGAUCGCGAUCGCCAGUCUCGUUUACUGGUGGGCUCGCAAGUACAAGCUUGUGUAA